Molecule: messenger RNA, 622 nt
Organism: Dromiciops gliroides (monito del monte)
Lineage: Eukaryota; Metazoa; Chordata; Mammalia; Microbiotheria; Microbiotheriidae
Gene: URAD
Product: ureidoimidazoline (2-oxo-4-hydroxy-4-carboxy-5-) decarboxylase
Exons: 2
Coding region: 89-616 (175 amino acids)
Biological process (GO): allantoin metabolic process
Molecular function (GO): carboxy-lyase activity
Source: RefSeq, a predicted model, not a curated record
AUCUAACCAAGCUAACUCUGAGAGUGACACUCAUUCUUUCUCGGGCUCCCUGGUGAGACUUUGCUGGUUUUCCUGCAGAAAGUGAGGCAUGGAUAUCCAGAUGGUCAAUUCCAUGAACUUUGGGGAGUUUGUUGAUGUUUUGGGGAAUAUCAUAGAGAAAUGCCCCUUGAUUGCGGCAGCCAUCUGGUCCCAGCGCCCAUUCACAGACUUGGCUGAUUUAGAGAAGCAUGUGUUUGACUUUAUUGAAGCCCUUCCACAAUCAGGGAAAGAAGGGAUCCUGAGGUGCCACCCAGACUUAGCGGGCCGGGAGCUGCAGCAGGGAACGCUGACCCCGGAGUCCCAGCGGGAGCAGAGAGGGGCGGGCCUGAGCAACCUGGCCCUGGAGGAGAGACGCAGGCUGGCUCAGCUCAACUGCGAGUACAGGGCGCGCUUUGGCUUCCCCUUCGUGAUCGCGGCGCGGCUCAGCGACAAGGCCACUGUGAUGAAGGAGCUGGAGCGCCGACUGCACAACCAGCCGGCCCAGGAGCUGCGCGCUGCACUGGACGAGGUGCGCAAAAUCUGCCACCUCCGGCUGAAGGACAUCCUGCGGUCUCCCGAGGACCCGGCCAAAUUGUAGAACCCU